This is a messenger RNA of Cannabis sativa, 1158 nucleotides long. RefSeq names its product chalcone synthase-like. Lineage: Eukaryota; Viridiplantae; Streptophyta; Magnoliopsida; Rosales; Cannabaceae. The record is from RefSeq and is a predicted model, not a curated record. Gene Ontology annotation, biological process: polyketide biosynthetic process. Gene Ontology annotation, molecular function: acyltransferase activity, transferring groups other than amino-acyl groups. The coding region runs from base 58 to 1014 and encodes 318 amino acids. The transcript has 2 exons.
UCUAUCAGAGGGAAACGUGAAGACAUAUUAUAAAGACUCUAUAUAAUAUUGACAAACAUGGAAGAAAUCAAAGGAGUACUUAAAGCAAAGGAUGUUGGUCGUUGUGUGGCAACAAUCUUAGCCAUUGGCACAGCCAAUCCUUUGAGCUGUGUGAACCAAGAUGAAUUCUUACAUAGUUAUUUCAAACUCACCAACAAUCACAACAACACAUCGUUCAAAGAGCUCUUCACCCGCAUUUGUGCAGCUGAUAUGCCAGGAGCUGACUACAAGCUCGUCAAGUCUCUCGGCCUCAACAGAUCCAUCAAGCGAAUCAUGCUCUACAAUCUAGGCUGCUUUGCUGGUGGCACUGUCCUCCGCAUAGCCAAGGACCUCGUGGAAAAUAAUCACGGGGCUUCUGUUCUCGCUGUUUGCGCUGAAAUAACAUCUAUGGACGCGACCUUUGGCCGCUUAUCUAAGGACGACAAGGGGCGCCUUGUGGGCCAUGCGAUAUUCGGGGACGGUGCAGCUGCUCUUGUUAUUGGUAAUGCUGAUGAUCAUGAAAACAAAGGGUUGUUUCAAAUCGUUUCGACAUCUCAAACUAUUCUUGCUGACUCAGAAGGUUGUAUUGAAGGACAUAUAAGAGAAGAUGGUGUUACUUUUACUUUAUCUCCACGAGUUCCAAAAUUGAUUGGUGACAAUAUUGAGAUGUGUUUGGUGGAGGCUUUUACUCCAUUUAAGAUUAGUGAUUGGAACUCGUUAUUCUGGGUGGCGCAUCCUGGUGGCGCGGCCAUUCUUAGAGAGGUCGAGUCGAGAGUGGGGCUGGAACAGGAGAAGCUGAGGGCUUCAUGGCAUGUGUUGAGGGAGUAUGGGAACAUGUCAAGUGCAUCAGUGUUUUUUAUAUUGGAUGAGAUGAGGAACAAGUCUUUGGAGGAGGGAAGGAAAACCACUGGUGAGGGGAAGAAUUGGGGUGUUUUGUUUGGGUUUGGUCCAGGUCUAACUGUUGAGACUGUGGUGCUUCAUAGUAUUCCCAUAUAGGUUUUUUAAUAUAUUUUUAAAUAUCAAAAUGAAAACAUACUACAUCAUGUUUAUUCAUAUUAUACAUUUGUAUUUGUAGAUAUGUGUAUUUAUUAUAUUAUAUAUAUUUAAAAUGAAUAAAAUAUAUUAAAAUUUGAAAAAUAA